CAUACCAAUUCCAAAAUGGCCAAUUUCUCCCCCCUCCUCCUCCUCCUCUUCCUGCCCUCUACACUAUCAAAAUCCACCUACAUUGUCCACGUGUCGAAAUCCUACAAGCCGACAAUCUUCUCCUCCUCUAGUCAUUGGUACUCCUCCAUCCUCAACUCUCUCUCCUCGACCACUACCACCCCUAAACUCCUCUAUUCCUACACUCUCUCUGCCACAGGCUUUGCGGCACACCUAUCCACGGCCCAAGCGGCUCAACUACGCCGCCACCCCGCCGUCCUCUCCAUGGUCCCUGAUAAGGCCCACCACGUCCACACUACCCGUACUCCACACUUCUUGGGUCUCAAUAAAAAGUCCGGCCUCUGGCCCAGAUCUCGAUACGCCUCUGAUUCCAUAAUUGGUGUACUUGAUACUGGGAUAUGGCCUGAACACCCUAGCUUCUCUGACAAAGGGUAUGCUCAGGUACCUGCCACCUGGAAAGGAUCUUGCGACGUGGGCCCUGAUUUCCCGGCUACCUCCUGUAAUCGGAAAAUCAUUGGCGCUCGUGCCUUUUAUCAAGGGUACGUACUCCGUCAUACAAGUAUAUAUAUAUAUUUUGGUUUGCCAUAUCAUGAAACGUACGAAGCGGCCCAUGGGCCAAUGAACGAGACCCAAGAUUCGAAAUCACCUCGAGACACAAUCGGGCAUGGGACCCACACGGCAACAACAGCAGGCGGAUCAGUGGUUCCUAAUGCCGGGUUAUUCGAUUAUGCUCGAGGGGAGGCGUCUGGGGUGGCCAUAAUGGCUCGCAUUGCAGCCUACAAGAUAUGUUGGAGCCGUGGUUGCUUAGAAUCAGAUACAUUGGCCGCAAUGGACCAGGCCAUCGUGGAUGGAGUACAUGUGAUUUCGCUCUCUGUCGGAGUCAGUCAAUUAGCUCCAACCUAUGACGAAGAUACCACUGCUAUUGGUGCACUACAUGCUGCCCAAAAAGGGGUGUUGGUGUCUUGCUCAACUGGAAAUACCGGACCAACUCCUUUUAGUGCAGUCAAUAUUGCUCCCUGGAUUCUCACAGUUGGAGCUUCCACCAUUGAUAGAGAAUUCCCCGCGUACGUAGUGUUGGGAGAUGGAAGGAGGUUUAAGGGCGGUUCAUUGUAUGCUGGCAAGCCUUUGGAUGAUCGUGUUUAUCCCAAGUUGGUUUACGCAGCAGACUCUGGUAGUAGAUUUUGCCUACCAGGUAAACUUAAUUCAUCGAAAAUAACAGGGAAUAUUGUGAUUUGUGAUCGAGGAGGACCGAUUGGACGAGUUUCCAUGGGUGAGAUUGUUAAAGAAGCUGGAGGCGUGGGAAUGAUUCUGGCAAACUUAGCUGAAACUGGUGAGUUACAGAUAGCAGAAUCACAUAUUAUCCCUGCUACAUGGGUGGAUCAAACAGCCGGGGAAAAAAUAAAGGCCUAUGUUUCUUCGGUCCCUAAUCCAACAGCCACAAUCAAGUUCAAAGGGACAGUGAUAGGUCGUUCUCCAUCAUCUCCAAGGGUGGCAACAUUCUCUAGCAGAGGACCCAACCAUGUCACACCCGAAAUACUCAAGCCGGAUGUCAUAGCUCCGGGUGUUAACAUCUUAGCUGGUUGGACCGGGUCAGCAGGACCCUCGGGCUUGAUAACUGAUCAACGAAGGGUUCAGUUUAAUAUAAUGUCUGGUACUUCCAUGGCCUGCCCACAUGUUAGCGGGCUCGCGGCUCUUCUUCGAAGUGCUCACCCUACUUGGAGCCCUGCAGCUAUUAAAUCUGCGCUUAUGACUACAACUUAUAACCUUGAUAAUUCAAAGAAGAACUUCACAGAUAUUUCCACAGGGAAGGAAUCGUCACCAUUUGGGUAUGGGUCAGGUCAUGUUGAUCCGAAUAAGGCUCUUAACCCUGGUCUAGUCUAUGACCUUGAUCUUAGUGACUAUGUUGCCUUUCUGUGUGCCAUUGGGUACGAACCGAGAAGGAUUGCCGUUUUUCUUGAAGUGUCUGCUGUUGUUGAUUGUGCGGCUAAGAAUUUGUCUAGCCCUGGUAGUCUGAAUUAUCCUUCGUUCUCCGUCGUGUUUGAGUCUGGAACAACAAUGGUUAAAUACACUAGGGUGGUGAAAAACGUUGGACGUUCAGCUAAUGCGAUUUAUAAAGUUAAUGUCAAUGCUCCGCCAAACGUAAAAGUUAAUGUUUCUCCGAGAAAGCUCAUUUUUAGUGCCAACAAUCUAACACUAUCCUAUGAGAUCAUUUUUACGACCAUAAGAGGUACUCAAGUUGAUCAAUCAGUUUUAGGAUCGUCGAGUUUUGGAUCAAUUAUAUGGAGUGAUGGAAGUCACCGCGUGAGAAGUCCUAUUGCAGUCAGAUGGAUUCAAGGGGUUCAACAACAUUUCAUUGCUUCUAUAUGACAGUUUGGCCCCUCUUUCAAAAUCUCUAACUUAAAUUCAUGUACUGCAUAGCAAUUCACCUUUGUUUAACACAUAUCUAUGAUCUAUCUUAGUAUGUAUUUUAAACAAUUGCUUCUUAAAUAAUA
Messenger RNA from Spinacia oleracea (spinach), 2510 nucleotides. RefSeq names its product subtilisin-like protease SBT1.4. Gene Ontology annotation, molecular function: serine-type endopeptidase activity. Gene Ontology annotation, biological process: proteolysis. The transcript has 3 exons. Bases 16 to 2385 code for a protein of 789 amino acids. The record is from RefSeq and is a predicted model, not a curated record. Lineage: Eukaryota; Viridiplantae; Streptophyta; Magnoliopsida; Caryophyllales; Amaranthaceae.